Tachysurus vachellii is the source of this 1499-nucleotide messenger RNA. RefSeq names its product spermatogenesis associated 1 (gene spata1). NCBI's taxonomy places the organism in Eukaryota, Metazoa, Chordata, Actinopteri, Siluriformes, Bagridae. The record is from RefSeq and is a predicted model, not a curated record.
AUGAACUGUUAUGUGCGUGAGACAACCGCAACCUCAGAGUGCGUGGAGCUCCAUGUGUUUUUUGUCCCAGACAAGCAAUGGAACUCGAGGUUGAAUAAAGUGUCAGUCGAAGCCAUAGACAGCUUCAUAUCGGCAGGAUUCAUCAGAGUGUAUCCAGACAUAAGCCUUAAAGCCAUUAGACGAGAACUUGGGUCUUUGCUUGGACCUGAAAGGAUCAUGGACAGAUAUUGCUUCUUAAAAUGUGUUGGUAGGAGCUUAGCAAUGGUCAAAGCCAAACAAGAGAAAGACUUGAAAGCAAAAUCCUUUGCUCCACCUUAUUCCCCUUACCCAGAGCUCUACCUGCUGCCAGUUGAAGAAAAUGUUAAUAGCCUUUGCUCCAGGUCUUUAAGCUCAGACACUGUUCUUUACAACACUGAUUCUCAGACCUGUUACCCUCCUAGACCAAUUGUUGCACCUGGCCAGACAAAAGAACCUACUAAACUCCCACUAAUCAAACAAAAGCCCCAGCAGUAUUUCCUAGCACAAAGUCUAGAAAAUGAGAGUAGCUCCAGUUCCUUGGAGGAGAGAGAGGAAGACUCUUUAGGAUGUGAAGACUCUGUGUGGACUGAAGCUCACAAAAUGUGUUGGAAUGUCCAAGAGGAGUUUGUGGCAAAGGAGCAUGAAAUGCCCUGCAUCAAACAAACUUCAAAGAAUACGCAGAAAAAUGAGAUAAAGCCUUGCUACAAAAGAAAUGUUACCAGAGAUCCUGGAGUACAGGUUAUGCUGAAAGUUCCAGAUGCUGGGCUAAUUCACUCUCAAGGAAGGAAAGCUAAACUGUCUCCGACACCGAAGCCAUCCACAAAGAAACCAGGUGAUGAGCUGGUCCAUGUGAGUAGAGCUGACACCGUAGUUACUGUUUUGUGUGAUUCAGAUCCUAGUGCCCUUUCUCAGCCUGUGCAUGUGCAAAAGAUCAAUCCCGAGCCUUCAACUAACAGUGAUGAGCUGCUGAAGGAAAUUAGGCUGGUAAAGAAAAAGCUAGAAAGAACAAGACAAGAACUUCUGAGAAAGGGAAAAGAACUGCUAGCUUUGAAUAGACACUACAGGAACCAAGCACGAGACAAGUGGAAGAGAAGGUAUUUUGACACCAAAAAGGCCACAGCACCACUGGAAGAAACCUUGAAAAACCUUCGGCAGGAACUUGAGAUAUUUUACAACAAACAGUUCCAGCAACUGCAAGCCAGAGAUGGACGAAACAAACAAAGACGAGCAGGGAACCUCUCAAGCACAAAGAAUGACCUGAUAAUCCAGAUAAUGACUGAAAGCUAUGAAAUAGACAACCUGAAGAAAAACAUUGAUGAUGCCAAAAUAAAACUUGAUACAGAAAUUAAGCUGAGGAAUCAGGCUGCCUCUGAACUUCAAGCCUUGAAAGCAGAAUUAUUGCAGAAGAAGUCUCAGUGCUCAUUCACUGGGCCUACCACAGGUUCUGCUGAUCUCGGAUAAUCAGGAUAAAAUAGGCUUUU